Suillus paluster is the source of this 3525-nucleotide messenger RNA. RefSeq lists its product as uncharacterized. Bases 263 to 3184 code for a protein of 973 amino acids. Gene Ontology annotation, molecular function: calcium-activated cation channel activity. The record is from RefSeq and is a predicted model, not a curated record. NCBI's taxonomy places the organism in Eukaryota, Fungi, Basidiomycota, Agaricomycetes, Boletales, Suillaceae. Gene Ontology annotation, cellular component: plasma membrane. The transcript is spliced from 16 exons.
GCUCUUAAAAGUUAAUUUUUCAGUGGUCUGCUUCGUUACACGAUACCAUCAACAACUGGCGUAGAAGUUCAGUAGAAAACAAAGAGUUGUUGUGUGGACUACAACUGGUUUUUGUCUCAAAAAAGGUACAUUCGGAACAAUAGCAUCCACACCGGUAUCAAUCUCCCGCCAAACAACGUUUCUCCACUACUACACCACAAUCCGACCUUUUGACAUUCUUUCUCCAUCACUGAGUCGCUAGACUCGUUUCAUUUUCUCCACCAUGGCCGACAUUGGCCAAAUCAUAAACGCAAAUGCCUCCAGAACGAUCACACCAGCUGCAGUAGGCUCUCAGGUAGCCCUGAUGUCAAUAAUCUCGGUUGUUACAGUUAUCGUAUUCAACGUAUUGCGACCUAAGAACAAGGUCAUCUACGAACCCAAGGUCAAGUAUCACGUUGGUGACAAGAAGCCACCGCGGAUAUCUGACUCCCUUUUGGGAUGGCUGCCACCCCUCAUACGCACCAAGGAGCCCGAGCUUGUUGACAAGCUUGGUUUGGAUGCUGUCACCUUUCUCAGAUUCACUCGCAUGACCCGAUCACUUUACACAUCCAUUGCUUUCGCGUGCUGUGCCAUUCUUAUCCCUAUCAAUGUGGCCUACAACCUCAAGAACGUCCCUUCUACGGAUCGAGAUAUUCUCUCCAUGCUGACUAUCCGGGAUGUCAAGGGUUCUUUCCUCUUUGCACAUGUCGUAGUCUCGUACGCGAUCUCAGCGCUCGUCAUGUUCUUCGUAUGGCGGCACUGGAAGGAGAUGCUUCGUCUCCGGCAACAAUGGUUUCGCUCUCCUGAAUAUAUGCAAUCCUUUUAUGCGCGGACACUGGCAGUCAUGCGUGUACCCAGGAAAUACCAAACUGACGAAGGCAUCCGCGCCAUUUUCGAAAGCGUUCAAGUCCCAUACCCUACUACCUCGGUGCACAUUGGUCGUAAAGUCGGACGUCUACCGGAGCUCAUUGAAUACCAUAACACCGCCGUUCGCGAACUCGAGCAGGUUCUCGUGACAUACCUUAAGGGUGGAAAAAUAGCUAAAGACCGGCCCACAAUUCGGAUAGGUGGAUUCAUGGGCAUGGGUGGUGUCAAAAGGGACGCCAUAGACUUCUAUACCGCAAAACUGAAACGCACGGAGCAAGCAAUUGAGGAUUAUCGUCAGCAGAUUGAUAGUCGCAAAGCAGAGAACUACGGUUUUGCAUCCAUGGCAGCGAUCCCAUACGCACACAUUGUCGCUAACUUACUUCGAAAGAAGCACCCCAAAGGUACUGAUAUCGCUCUCGCGCCGAACCCUAAGGAUAUUAUAUGGGCGAAUUUCAACAAGACAACUUCCGAGAUUGUCCGCAACAAACUCAUCGGCGCUCUGUUCUUGGUGGUCGUUUGCUUCUUCAACACCAUCCCCCUGUUCAUCAUCUCUAUCUUGGCAAACUUGAGCUCAAUAUCUGCCUACGUGGGUUUCCUCGCGGAAUGGUCAACUGCAUCUCCAGGAUCAUUUGCUUUCGUUUCUGGUGUCGCGCCUCCUGCCAUCUCGGCACUUUUCGGUUUUUUCCUUCCCAUAAUCAUGCGUUGGUUAAGCAAAUUCCAAGGUGCUCUUACUCACAGCCGACUUGACCGUGCCGUCGUUGCACGCUACUUUGCUUUCCUUGCUAUCUCCCAGUUGAUCAUCUUCACUCUCAUUGGCGUCGGAUUCAUUGCUGCUGAACAGAUUGUGACGGAGAUUGGCUCCCAUACCAGCUUCCAGGAUAUCAUCGAUAACCUGCAUACCUUGCCGAGUACGAUCAACCAGACGUAUAUCAAUCAGUCGUCGUAUUGGUUAACAUACUUCCCACUUCGUGGCUUCUUGGUUAUCUUUGAUCUGGCGCAGAUCCUGAAUCUCCUUUGGACGUCGUUCAAGACCCAUGUCUUUGGCCGUACACCCCGUGAUAUCAGAGAGUGGACACAGCCGCCAGAGUUCGAAUAUGCUAUUUACUACGCGAAUAUCCUCUUCAUGGCCACUGUUGCCCUGGUCUUCGCGCCUCUAGCCCCCUUGGUCGUCCUUGCUGGUGCUAUUGUGUUCUGGAUAGGUUCAUGGGUGUAUAAGUAUCAACUCAUGUUCGUCUUCAUCACGAAGGUCGAGUCGGGAGGACGGCUUUGGAACAUGAUGAUCAACCGGUUGCUCGCCUCUGUAAUUCUCAUGCAACUGCUGAUGGCCCUGACCAUCGGCCUCCAAUACGGUUUCAAGUCUUUCAUGUGGCUUACCACGGUCCCCCCAAUCCUGUUCAUAAUCAUAUUCAAGGUUCAGCUUGACCAGACUUUUUACAAAAAGUUCCUGUACUACAUGCCCUCGGAGACCGAGCUUCGCGAAGCACAAGUCCACUCCUCAAGGUCAGAUGCUUCUGGCAAAGGGUUGGAGAAGCGCUUCGGUCACCCUGCGCUCCAUGCAGAGCUAUUUACUCCGAUGCUUCAUGCAAGGAUGAUGCCGCUCCUGGCAGAUGUCUACAAGGGAAAGAUUGGCAGUGACAAGGCCAAGCUUGAUGAAUAUGGUGGUCAAAAAUUGGACGCUCAGGUUAUCGAGGGUGGCCUGAAGAUUGCCGCUGUUGAACAGCGCGAUCUGGAGUAUGAUCCUGCCCUUUACCAGCGUGACCGAGGCGAACUGGACUGGGAUCAACGGUCCAUUACAUCGACUGCGAUCUUGGGCAAUGCUGGAAGCAGCGAUAACGCUUCACUUUACCACCAGAAGGCCCAUCAUUACGCGGCUUCAAUGGGCGGAGGUCGUGCAUCUCCGGCACCUCCCGCAUUCGACCGUUACCUUGCCCAGGGUCCAUCGCAAUCUCAAAGUGAUAUAGAGUUAGCACGCAUGAACCACAGUGUGGAUCAGUUGCCUCUUCUGACAGAUCAUCAAUCAUAUGGAUACUUCGAUGCCCGGCAGCAACCACCGCCGUCUCCACUUGCUGGAUACUCUCCGGAUCGGAUGACCCCGCCAGUCAGAUACGGGUCACCCGCACCAAUGGCAACGCCACCGCAAAUGCAAUAUCCUCCCCAUCCUGGAAUGCACCGGGUUCCCACAGAAGGCUACAGAGAAGCACCUCUACAUCGCCCGUAUCCCCACCACCAUCAAACCCCGAGUUACUCCAGCGAAUCUCCAUCACAAAAUAUGUCUGGACGAGGAGCCUACCGAGGAUGAACAAUCAAAACUUUUAUGAAUUAUCUCACAAGUACCACCAUUCAUUCUAAUGUGCGCUACGACUGGGCCUACUCUGCCUUUCCUCAAUCUUUCAUGCCGUCGUUAUCUGUUAUCCCACUUUCAUUUUGAUCACGCACAUACAAUUCGGACUUGAACUAGGAUAAAGCAAGUGCAAUGGUUACUUGGACGGACAGGCUUACUGCAUAUAUUUUACGAUGCGGGAGGGCCUGCCGAAUAGUGACUGGCAUUUUCUUUGCUGUACUUGUUGCAUUUAUCUUACCUAUAGCUUGUGUAUGCGAACUUCCUAACUGCUACUAAUAAUCAAGCACUUAUUUGGCUGA